GGAGCUGCACUCCAGAAGUGUUGGAAGUUUGUCCAUCUCUGCUGUGGACUCUGCACCACAGCUCCUCUGGUUGGAGACCGGUGACUGUCUCAACCGUUCCCCUCCCCUCUCCGUCCUGCACCCUCUCAUCCAUCUCAUCGGUGACUCUAUCACUUACUGAUCUGCUCAUUGGAGGAAUUUACCUGGAGGAUAAUGACCACGAGUCCACUUUGCCACAGUUUUUGAUCACUCGUGCUGCAACAUCAAACCCACAGGACGAACGUCUUCUGCUCAGGGUUUUCUUUCCCUCUGUGGAAAAUGAAGGGGCAUCGGUUGCUACCGCUAUGCGCCCUUCUGGGGCUCCUCUUUGUUGGACUUCCAAAAAUUGAUGCUCAGGAUGAUUGCACACAUGGGUUGCCAGCCGAUAUAUACUUUCUAGUGGAUUCAUCAUGGAGUAUGGGCAAAGAGAACUUUGAGCAUGUCAGACAGUUUCUGUACAGCACAAUACAAGCUCUGCACCACGUCUCAGAGGGAAAGUUUCAGUUUGCCCUGGUGCAAUACAAUAGCAAGCCAGGGACUGAAUUCCAGCUCAACAGCUACCCGACCACACAGGGAGUCCUGGCGCACGUCAAGGCUAUGUCUUAUCGCGGUGGGGGCACUAGGACCGGCCUGGGAUUGAGUUACCUGAUCCAGAAACACCUGAAUUCAGCCUCGGGCAGCCGGGCAAGUGACGGAGUGGCUCAAGUGGUGGUGGUUCUGACAGACGGGCGCUCCCAGGAUGACGUGGCCGAGCCGUCUCAGGUGCUGCAGAUGGCAGGCGUGGAAGUGUUUGCAGUCGGAGUUCAGGACGCUGUGGACUGGGAGCUCAGGGAAAUGGCUAGCCAGCCCCAUGAGACUCACGUUUUUAGCGUAGACUCUUUUUUGACUUUGUGGGACAUUGUCCAAGAUUUGGUAGUGGGGAUUUGCGGCGCAGUGACCCAGUCAGGGGGGUCUCCCGUGGCUCACGAGGCCCCCGUGGUUCGAAGAGGGACAGCACAAGAGUCUGCCGACCUAGUUCUCUUAAUUGACGGAUCACAGAACGUUGGACCAGCAAACUUCCCAUACGUGCGUGAUUUGGCUUUGAGAAUCAUUGAGGGCCUGGAUGUGGGCCGGGAUUCUGUCCGCGUGGCCUUAGCCUUGUAUGCCAACGGCCCAGAAAUCAAGUUCUAUCUUAAUAGCUAUGACAGCAAAGCAACAGUCCUCGAAGCUGUCAAAGGACUCGCCUACCCAGGUGGCCAGGAAUCUAACCUGGGCAUGGCCUUGGAGGAAGUGGCCACGAGCCUCUUCAGUCAGACAGCUGGCGGCAGGGCAGAUGAGGGUGUGCCCCAGAUGCUGCUGGUCAUCAGUGCUGGGCCAUCCACUGACGAUACUGGGGCUGGUGACCGGGCCGUUAAAAAGGCUGGCAUUAUCACGUUUGGCUUUGGAAUUGGUGAUUCAUCCACUAGUGAACUGGAGACUGUUGCCACGGACAAAUCGUUUGUCGUAAACGCUGCUGAUUUCAGGUCAGCAGCGAGCGUGACUGACCGGCUGCUGCCUUAUCUUAAUGGGGUGGUCCAGCGAACCAUUAUAAUUCAGACAGAGUUCACAGAAGGUAUGUAACAUCUCAACACAUGAUAGCAAAGGAUCAUGGUUUUGGUUCCCGUACCCGAGUCACAAUUACUGAGUACAUUUGCCAGAUACAAACAGACGGUAAGCAAGAGGACACGGCAGUCCUCAAGGAGAAUGACAUCUUAUUGCAUUCGCUCAAACCAGUGUGGUAAAAACGAAAUGAAAUGAAACCACGAGAGAACCUUUCACGAAUAAUCUGUUACGAUGUCAAAACAAAGCAUCUUUUCAAGAGUAAAGGCUUCACCUGAGCCACAAACCACCUUAGAUCUGGAGAAUAUUGACUUUCAGAACUAGGACAACUCCUUAUGGCGCAAACAACUUUAUGAACAUUGACAAAGAAAAUUCACGAAAUGUAAAUGUACUUUCAUCAUUCAUCCAUCAGGAUGAAUCCAUGAAAUUAAAUACAACCAGAAUUUUCUUCCCUUCCAUAAAAACGGUAUGUGGGUUUUACUCAUACCAACUAUUCAGAAUAUCACAUUAUCU
Messenger RNA from Synchiropus splendidus (mandarinfish), 2109 nucleotides. RefSeq names its product collagen alpha-3(VI) chain. The transcript has 4 exons. The coding region runs from base 298 to 1617 and encodes 439 amino acids. The record is from RefSeq and is a predicted model, not a curated record. Lineage: Eukaryota; Metazoa; Chordata; Actinopteri; Syngnathiformes; Callionymidae.